Bombus terrestris (buff-tailed bumblebee) is the source of this 23997-nucleotide messenger RNA. RefSeq lists its product as uncharacterized. NCBI's taxonomy places the organism in Eukaryota, Metazoa, Arthropoda, Insecta, Hymenoptera, Apidae. Bases 10390 to 21648 code for a protein of 3752 amino acids. Gene Ontology annotation, molecular function: calcium ion binding. The record is from RefSeq and is a predicted model, not a curated record. The transcript has 25 exons.
AGAUAUAGUAAUUAUUCUAAAAGUUUUAUAUUUCAAAAUGGUAAGAAAAUCAAUAGUACUAAUGAUAAAUAUACGAUUUAACAAAUUUUUUAAAUUAUUUACAUGCUUAGAAUUAAUCAAAUAGCUUAGUAUAUAAAAGAGUGAACUUAUGUCGCAUGUUAUAAUUGCAGCUGCGUUUGUUGCAACAACUGCAAUUCCAAGGAAUUUCUCUCGAAGCUCGCGGUGAAGAAUUUGUUUUGUUAAAUUAUUAUUGGUAUACUUCGUCAACUUGUGGUAUAUCGAUACAACUUGUCAACCAUCACUUAAUAGCUUCUCGUUAAUAAAAACAAUUCGUAACUAUUUAAUAAGAAGCAGUAUAUUCUUAGUUAUUUAGAAAUUUAUUUAAUGAUGUUUAAAAAUACGAAUGUGUUUAAAAAUUAUAACGGUGUUUGGUAUUUCAAUUUCUCGCGCGCAUUGUAUAGAAACGAAGCCUCGCCGUCUCAGCCAAUCCAAAAUCGGCUAGGUUCACUUUUGACGGAAUACCGCCAUUCUACUGUCGAAGAGCGAAUCGUUAAGAUGUAUCGCCGUUCGAAGCGUAUAAUCUGAAUUUCUUAGUACUUCAAUUGCUGUUAUUACAUUACAUACAUUAUUAUUAGGUUUGUUGAAUCAAUGCCUACCUAUUUAGUUAUUUAUUAGAUAUUAUUAACAAAAGUUUAUACAAUUUUUUGAACUUUUUUCUGUUUUCCUCCAUUGGUAGUCUGAUCGUUUUCAUUACCGAUAGCUUGUAUCAUAAACUUUUGAAAUAGAAUAUAGGUUCGACUAUUAUUUCACUUUAACGUUUUUCAUACAGUAACGUUUAGUAACGUUUGUUUUAUGAUACGCACAUUUAUGAUAUGACAAUCAUAUAUAUAUAUAUAUAUAUAUAUAUAUAUAUAUAUACACACAUAGGCAUGCAAUAUUUAACGUAAUACGACUAAAUUAUACGUAAUUCUAUGAUUUCUUGUAAGAAUACUAACGUGGAACUAGACGUGAUUAAACAAAAUAUCAUUACUUUUUAGAAAGAGUUCAAAUAUUUUCAACGUUUUUUUUAUUUUAAAUAAUUUUUUUCCUCGAUCUGUAUUACAAAAUAGAGUUUUGAACAAUUCGAUAAAAUAAUUAAGACAUUCUCAAUUGAAAUUAAAAUAAAAAUUGAAAUAUUUCAUAUAUUAUAUGAAUUGUAAAUUCUUGACGAGAACAUCGCAGCGUCACUAAAUCUUUGUCAACAACUUCUUGUUUCCACGAGAGCUUUACAGUACCAGACACGUGCAAACACGUUUCGAUUCAUUAAUAAUCGCGGCUCUUUCACACUGUUAUCGCCUUAUCCUUGGAUAUGUUUACGUAUAGAAUUUUGGUCUGUCGCAAGCAUUUUCGAAUAAUUAUGAAAUAAAUGUAGUUUAUGUGUAAGAAACGAACAUACGCAGUACAAUUCUUUCAGAUAGAUUGUAUUACAUUUAGAAUCUUUAUAAAUACUUGUCAAUAUUAGGAAAUAUCUUACAAAGCACAAAUAAUAUUUCAAAUAUAUUUUAUUUCCGUAAUAUAUUCUUUAUUGAUGAAUAAAUUAAUUAGAAACAACAGUAUUUUCCAAAAAAACGCUCACUUCCCCCAUCCUUUUCUGUUAAUGUAGUUUUACUUUCGGAAAUUUUUUGUGACCGGGCGCAAUACGAUCUUAGAGUCAGUGUUUGCUACGUAAUUUUUUUAUAAUUUAAUAUUUUAUUAUUAGAUUCACUUUUACGUUUUCAAAGGCGUGCUUUGAUAAUGGAAUCGCCUAAGGGCAUUGCUAUCAAUAUUUUAUAGUAUUCUAUUACACGUUAUGUUUGAAAAAAUUUUAUCUUUCCAACUUUUUAUCUAUUAAUCAAUUUUGUUUAAUCAAGUGACAACGUAUAAGCGCAGAUAUCUUCGUUUCAAAUUCAUUUUUAUUCAUAAAAAUGAUAUUUGAUCAUUUGUGUUUACUCUCUAUACCUUUUACUUUCAUCUCACUGCUCAGCUUAACGUAUUGUUUCUUGUUUUGAAACAUAAUAUGUCUAUUACUGAAAACACAUCCUUUAGUGUAGGUGUUCCAGGAAUUUGACGAGUCCUAUUUGUGUAUGUACGAAUAGCCGACAACUCUACAUUCCUACUCCUCCCCAACCCAAACUCGUUGGGUAAAUCGCGGUGCGGGGUGUCAGUUUAGCGUGGACAAUCAGAGGGACUAGACGUAUAUCCAUCCAUGUCAUUUCGCGACAGGUGGCUUUGGCACUUUGAUUACUAUUAUUUGAUUCCGAGGGAAGCUGUGAUGUAUUAGAGGGAUGCUGCGAAAUUCGAAAGGACGGGAUGAAAGUGAAAAGGACGCCAUGGUGAUUAAUGAUAAAUUUGAUAACUUUUCGUCAAAAGGUGGUAAUAUUUAUUCAUUAUUAAAUUAACUCCAUUUCUUAUAAGUAUUUCAUUAUAUUAAUGUAAUUAAUAUCUAAUAUAACAAAUUCUAAAUUCACAGUUUAUUAAGGAUACCAAGAUGAAAAAUGCAAGAUUAAGGAAAUUACUUUUUUCUUUCGAAUAUAUUAAAUUAUGUUUCCGAAGAAAUUGAAUAGACUGUUUAACAUAAAUUUAACAUAGAUUCUCUCGAUUCUAUUUCAUUUGAAUAAGAAAUUCAAAUAACUUUUUCAUUUUGUUUCAUUAUUCGUAAAUUGUCUGUAAUAUAACAUUGUCGGACCUGAGCAGAUGCCGCGUCACAAAAAUUGCUGUAACUCAUAAAAAUAAUUGAAAUUUUGAAAAAUCCUUUAAGGGCAUAUUCUUGAAUGUCUAAACUUUGGAAAUAUGAAAAAAAAUUUUUCGAUUUUUUCAAAUUUGUAGACUAGAAUACCCCUUAACGCUUAGAAAAAGAGCGCCAUGUUGCGUUAGAAGGAAGUCACGUAAUGCAUAAAAUAUUUGAAGUUGUAAUGGCAGAUAUUUAAAUGUUUAGAUAUACAAAAUGUUUUAAAAAUUUUUAGAUUUUUAGACAGGUAGGAUCCAUAAAUAAAUUUUCAGAUUUUUAGGUAGGCAGGGCCCACAAACAAAGUUUUAAAUUGUUAGGUAGGAUCCAUCAACAAACCUUUAGCUUGUGAGGUAGAUAGAAUCCAUAAAUAAAUCUUCAAAUUUGUAUCUAGGUAGUAUUCUAUGAAUAAACAUUUAGAUGUCUGAUGCUCAGAGUUUACAGAGAAAUUGUUCAAAUUGGUUGUAGGUGAAAGUCUAUGAAAUGAAAUCUUUAGACUUCUAAUAGGUAGAACUUGUACAGAAAUUGUAUAAUUUUUAUGAACCUCUACGGGACCAAUGGAAAGAAAAUACUCUCUCAUGGUACAAUCAACAUAUUCAACAUAUUCAAGAUCAACGUGUUCAGUUGUGAAAGAUAUAUUCAUUCUGUACUUCAACGCAAUAUUUCCUCUUCAAUUUUAUUUAUUAUAUUCAGAUAUUUAUGUAGAUAGGAUUCAUGAAGAUCUUUGAAUGUUUGAGAGACUGGUUAAAUUAGAUUUGUAAUCAGGUAAGAAGUUGAAAUUUAAUUUUUACUGUUAGGUAAGGCAUUUGUGAAUUAAUUUUAUGAAUGAGAUCUGUGGUUAACUUGAUCAUUCUCAAAUUAAAGCCCCAACUCAGACUCAGGUAGAUACUAAAUAGAAAACCUAAUAAUGUAGGAAGCACUGUAUCCCUGUAUGUGUGUGAUAGAUAGGUCAUUUUGAAAUUAAAAAUGGUAAUAGAAGUGUAAAAUUACACUUGAAAUGAAAAUAGGAAAAAGAGUCUCACAUAGAAUUAUACGAUUAGUUUAUGAUUUAAUGUAAUUUUUAUUUACAUGAUUAUCUUAAGAUCUAAUUCAAUUUUUAGUUUUAGGUGAGUCUCCAUUUGCAGCAACCCCCACACGGUGAGAUGCGGAUAAUCAUAUUAAUAUUUAAUGUACCAUAAUACAAUUAUGAAUUGUGUAGUAAAUGAUAAUAUGAGCUGAUUGGCUGCGAUCGCGAUUAGUUUUACAUAAUUAUGUAGUCAAAAUUUAUUUAUUAUUACCUUUUAAAGGAUAGUUAGUAAUUGCUACGAUUUACAUUCCAAAUUCGUUCGUAAGUUAAUUAACUUUCACUCUGCCCACUGUUCUCAAUUACCACGCGUCUAAUCGAAUUCGUCUCACGAGUGCAGCGUCCAAUCCAUGGCUCGUUGCAAAUUAAGCGAAAAUACGACAAAUCUAACGAGGUCUUUUAGCUAAGUUAACAUUAAUUCGAUCGACCGAACCGGUAGAAUUUCAGGAAGAGAUUAAGGCGACAUAGUAGGUCAUUGAUUACAGGAGUAUGCGACAAGCUCUUAAAUAUUUCUGCAAAUUGACGAUAUCCGGAUAGUGCAGUUCUUCAAAUUCAUAAUUCUGAAAAUAUAGUAUAUAGGUCAUGGAAUAAUUACAAUAAGGAUGAGAAUAUACCUAUUAUCAUUUUCACGUAUUUGGAUAUUCAAUAUUGAUCAGUAUAUUAAAAAAUGCCCAAAAUAUUCAAAGUGAAGUAUUCGUUAAAAAAUUGAGAGGGUGAAACAAAUCUUUACUUAGAUAUUAUUUCUUUAAUUAUAUUCAUAAAAAUCUUCAACUUAUCGAUCGGAAUUUCCAAUUACCGUCAACUUCCCAAACUUUCGUUCGGUUUGUUAACAGAAAGCUAAAAAUUCGCGAGAUGUCAGAUAGAAUCUUCAGUUUACCGAUUACAUGAACUGUAACUAGAAAUUCAUUUGCGUUGCCAUUAGUUACAAAUGGAACUACAAUAUCUGAGGAUGAUUGGCAUUUGGUAUCGAAGUAAAUGGGUGGAGUGCUUGUUAAAUAACGCUUCACUGAUGACCUACCGAAGCUGGAAAUUCAUAAAUUAUCCAGGUCUCCAAGGUUCUAUACUGAAUCUUGGUCCUUUAUUGAACCAUAUUCGAAGUGACUUGAAUCUCUAAAGUAUCGUUGAUUUGUCAAUUGUUUCGAAAUUAUCAUUCAGACGUUUCUUACUAUCUACGAUUCCAUCGUAAUCGCGUUUCGAUUCCUAUUCGGCAAGUAGUACUCAGAUAGCAUCGAAUUUACCACAUCGGCCAUUUUUACGCUCGCUUGAGCUUUACGAUCUCCCGACGUCCUUGCAUUCUCAAUUAUACUCGACGCUAAUCCUCCCACUUGUUUGACGGGCCGCUGCUGUCGAAUUAGAAAGUUCGUUGUCUAGCUGUGACUUUUUGACUUUUGUCUUCCUUCGUCCAUCCAUGCGGAAAAAUGACGAGGCGAUGGAAAACGCGUACAUAGGGCGUGAAAUUCAAACUAUUGAUGAGAGAAAAGAUGAGUUUGUUUAUGCAGAUGUUGAUGCGGUUAAGAUUUACUGAGAGUAUUCGCGAUGCAGUGGUUCGUUGAUUGGGGUCAAAUUGUGAACGAAUGGCUUUAUUGAGUAGUAAAAUUAUGCCUCAUAAAUUUUGCAAUUUGUUCGAAAUAAUAUAAAUGAAAUAGCUCUGAUGAAUUAUGUAUUGUUGGAAAUUUAACAUUGACAAUUUUCAGUUAUUAACAUGUACACGUUCUUACUAAUACAUUGCUAAUCUUGAUUUAUAUCGUAAUGUGUAUUUUUAGUUGGGUUACAAUUCACGUCUCCGCAAUCUAUGGAAUAAGACAAAUAUUUGAACCACGAAUUAAGGAAUUAUUUAGUGAAUCAAUUAACGAAUCUUAAAUUUUGUUUCCUGGCAACAUGCUUUAACAAUGAAGGUAAUUCAAUAAAUAAAUCCUCUGCAUCGUUAUGAACCUCUUUCUAGCCACCGCAAGGGUGAAUACGUGACUAGGCUACGAAUUUGAUGGCUAGAAUGAGGAUGUUCAUGGCAAAUACGAACAUAAAUGCAGGAAAACAAAGAAUGUUAAAAGUAAAUUAUGCAACAUAAAUAAUAAAUUAUAUAAGUAAAUAAUUAAGUAGAGAAAAUUAUAUAACCAAAUAAUAAAAGUUAUAAAAUUUAGAGGAUACCACAUAUCCUGAUUCAAGCUUUACUUCCACGUUAUUCGUCGUUAAGGUGCUUAUCAAAGAUCCCACUUCAUUUAGUCCAGUGUGAUAAAAUACUGACACCUAAAUGUAGCUUAGAAAGUGAACGUGAAACGUCUGUUGUAUAUAUGUAGCUAUCACAAUUGUCAGAACCUUCGUCGUCCGAGGAUUAAUCCUUUCACUGUGGAUUAAGAUGACUAUGCGCUGCAAUAACUGUGUUGUAGAACUUAAGAAAAAUUAUUUUAUAUCGAUUUGAUGUAUACUCAUUUCGCUAUUGGUUAGAACAGGAAAUACAUAAUCGCUCAUGUGUCGCAAUAAUUCUAUGCCUUAACAGUUUAUAUGGUCGUUAAAAAAGUUUGAAAGCAGUUUAAACAUUAGAGUAUAAUGUACAAGUAGAACGAUAAUUCGAACAAAACCAUCGUUCAUGAUAAAAGCGCCCCGUCGAUAAGGCGUUAAUCGACUCUUGUAGAUCUCUCUCGGGGCUCAUUUUCUCCGCCAUCGUCGUUCAAUUUCGCGGUCUAUAAGCGUGACCGGCGGCUCCUCCGCAAGAUGCAAAGAAAGAAGCAAAUGGGAAGAGGAGAGAAAAAAAAGGAACGCGGAAAAGAGAAAGAGGCGAAGGAAGGGAGUAAUUUCUCCAGUGGAAUCUCGGCGACGGAAUUCGAGAAUCGGUUGGUAAGCGAGUCAACCGACAUCGACACGAAUAUCUCAGCGGAGACGAGCCAGACAGCUGGAAGGAGAAGAAGACUUAGCUCGUGAAUGUAGGUCCCCCGGGUCGCCACCUAUAAUACGAACCUCCCACCUCGAGGGAGUCGUGCCACUAUCUUACAGCUUCCUUCAAGAAGAACGUGCCCGUUUCACCGUCGAGUUCAUUCAGUUCAGCCCGGUCAACAGGUGGACCACCUUAUCGGGAGACUCGAAGCAAGGUUGACUUUAACAGGAGCGUUCCAAGAGAUAGAAUCUUGAACGCGUACAGGAUGUUCCUAAAACCGCGUCGAGCGAUUCGUAGGAAAUGGGAUAUUUCUCUGCUUCGUGGGCGGCAAGGUCGUAGGAAGUAGGGUGUAUCGAAACUUAGGUUUUGUUUUAUUGAUUUCGAUGUUUUUGUUCGAAUUUUUAUAAUCAUUUCGUUGGUUCAGAAGGAAACUGAGGUUUUUAAUCGGUCGUGUAUUGGGAUUUUGGUGAUUCAGAAGGAUAUUUUGAUAUUUAAAAAGCGUAGCAGGUAAAUUUAGUGAUUCUGUUGAGGUGAAAAAGAUGUUUCGAUUUUCGGAAAUCUAAACGCUUUAAAUCAGCCACUUUUGAAUCAGUAAUUUGUAUAAUUGUAAAAUGCUUAAUUAAAAUUGUUCUUUUAAGUACAAAUUUCUUUUUUAAAUGACACGACGUAUUAGAAAAUAGAAGAUCUAUGAAUAAAGAAAUUGUAUUCAAAAGAUUCGAACAAUGAGUUCAAUGGAAUUUCUUGGUAAAUAUAGCCUUUUAUAAUCUGGCUUUUAUUGUGGUUUAUUGGUAUUAUCGAAUAAUCUUUAGAAAGUGGAGUACCUAUUAGUCAAUUAAUGUAUCAUCUACUUUAAUGUCCAAGCCAAUAGCAUUCCUUUUGUAAUAAAUAGCAUUCCUAAGGUGAGAAAAAUUAAAAAAUUAAAAAAGCUAUUAAAUAUCUUUUCCAUUUCUUCGAUAAAAUAUCACAAAUGCCUUCUUCAGUAUCGUUUCUUACUUCAAAUUUAAAUUCGUUUUUUCGAUGAAUCUUUAUUCACUCGAACAGUUUAUAGUGAAAUCUUCGACCGAACAUUUUACAUGAAACUUCGACCAAACAUUUUACAUGAAACUUCGACGCUUGAAAGGGAUACCUCACAGGUGGGUCUUCGUUUCUGCAUAAAUUACUUUUCUCUUUUAGAAAAAGUAAAUCGAAGAUCCGUUAUUUUUGAAAGUAAUUUUUGUUGAAUUCUAUAUGGCUGUCUAAAUAGUAAAGUAUGUUGAGGACUAUAAUAUUCUUUCAUAUUUAUUUCGUAGAGAAAUAUUCAUCUAUCAAACACUCAUAUUCUAUAAUCACCAGACUUACAAGUAUAUAUACAUCUUAAAAUUAAAAGAUCAAUAAGUUAGGUAUUGUAUAAAUCAAAUAGAUAAAAUGCUCAAACAUAAUCAACACAUGGUUCAAUCUUUAAAUUGGAUCUCUGAGAGUACUAUCGUCGAAGGAACCAAAACGACUACUAUUCAUGCUCGUUGCCUAUCAUCUUCUUAACAAUUCAGCAACAGACAAUGGCGAGCUUGCGGUUUAUCGUCAUGGAAAAUGAUCAGGAAUGGGUUUUUCAAUUAGCAAAACAGAGGUUUGACAAGCAAAUUAAAGCGAAUGUAACAGCUGUGCCGACGUAUCACACUAGUGCACCGGCUUGAAUUACCACAUAACGGGUGGUCCUGUAAUACAGCUCGAAAAUGGCUAACUGGAUGACUGAGUGGAACGACGGGUGAGUCGCGAAAGAGACGAAAAAGAACGAAUCUCGCUGCACGAAUUAAUCGAGCACCUUUCUUCCGGAAUAUUUUCCAUAGUACUUAGCUACGUGAUGUUUUAGUCUUUAAUCGUACACAGAUCUUUUUUGGAAUUCUUUUUGAUUCUGGUCUUUCGUUAAGAAACUCUUAGCAAAAUUUUGUACGAAAUAUCUCUGAUUUUUGUGUACUUCAAAUUGUUCACUUUUCAACAUUAUACCAUUUUCACGCUUUUAUAGUUUCCAAUUCCACGGCUAUUAAGUUUCGAUUCCAAUAUUUGUAUAUCCUUUUAAUUACGCUGUCUCUGUGUUUUCCCAGUUCCCAAUUUUUCCAUUGCCCUUAUCCUUCUUAUCAUUUCUUCAAUCCACGAAGGCUGGAUUGUAAUAUAAAUUCCUCUUGCCUUCUUCGUUUAUAUGGUAAAUAUAAAAAUAGGACGAAUGUAUGUUACAACCUAAUAAUUUCUAUCAUUUACACAUUUUUCAACAUUUCAAUUUUCAUAGCGAACGCACAUUUCUUUAAUUAUGUAUCUUCAAUCCCAUUAUACCCAUUUUCGUCGUCCAAUAAUUACACCCCCACACGAUACAAAUCCUCUUGAUUCUCCCUCAAAUCCUCAUUCCUCCCACUCUUUCUCCGUCCCCAAACUCCUACCUACUUCUACUGUCAUCCUUCCAAGACAAGGAUACUUCAAAGAGAUAGUAUGCAAGGCCGCGUCGUAGUCGACUGUAAGUUGGCGCAAAUAUACAUGCGCUCGCGCAAUUACAAUGACAAUAACAAUCUAGCAAGGAGGAAAGAAUAAUGCGACAAACGGUUCUUCUCGCCAUGAAGAAGAUGACGAUAAUGAGAUUAAGAAAGAACUUGACCCACAGCACAUCCGAGAAAAUUUUAGCCGAAAUAAAAGUAGCUAGGAAGUACUUUCGAAAAAUACUUUAUUGGUUUGGUUGACGACGCCUUCAAAUCGUAUUGUUAAAUCGUAGAUCGACAAAUUUCAUUGCUAUAAACUCAAUUCGAAGAAAAGCUAAAUUACGCGCCAAGAGUAAUAUUAUCCAAAUAAUUAUAUUCUAAAUAUUUUAUCUAAAUGUUUCCUAUAAAAUGCCUAAGAUCUUAUUAAUGGAAGAAAGAAACAUACAUAAUCGUGUGUAUAAUCCACCCUUCUUUCAUAGAGCUCCUAUAGCGACGAAUUUUAUUCAUUCUUACUCAAUUCUCGCUGAUUCAAUUCAUUCGGAAGUUAUAUUACUCAACAAAAGUUAAUAACUUAGUAAGGUUUUUAUUUAAAUGGUAUCCAUAUAUAUGUAUAAUCUUCACGAUCCAGUGAUAGAAGAGAGAAACGUGUAUAAUCUGUGAUUGAGAGAAGGGGAAGAGAAGCGAUAGAAGAAGGGGCCUUACCGGCUCGCCUCUGGCCUCUCUCUCGAUACACCUUUCUCCGGUUCCCAACAGCCGGCGGUGGGCCUUGCUUCCCCUUCAGUCCUCACCGGGACACAGACAAAGUUACGCACCCGGAGAAAGGUCAAUCGGUCGGCUGCUCUGCUCGUCGAGUACCAGAGCUCUCGUUAACUGCUCUGUCUGGUGACUAGGUGGACAAAUUUUUCCUCUUCGUAUCUCCGUGGAUAGACUGUGAUUAAAGGAAAAAGAGACUCGUCGACGAUUUUAAACAAUAUUUUUUCGUUGUUCAAAUAACAGAAAAGAAAUUUAGUUCAUCGUCCAAUCGGUUUGUCCUUCGUUUGUUUAACGUUUCGUCUUUCCGUCCGUGUAGAUUUUGGUUACAUUUUUCGAAAGAUCUUUUUUAUUCGGUCACGUCGAAGGUGAGAAUAAUUCGAAGUGUGUAAGAUAAGAACGUCGACGAUUUUGGUGCUGAUGUAACGGGCUAACGUUGUUCGUAUCGGACCGAUUUACAUGAGAGUGUACAUCUUCUGUUGGUAAUUUCGUGCAGCGCAGCUCCCUGCCAGCGGGGAAACAGAUGGGCAAAGACAUGUGGAGGCUCUGGUUCACGAAACUGCUGCUGCUGCUGGCGGCUGUGUUACUCUUCGCCGCCGUGGAAACGCGAUCUGAGGAUGUAGAAUCGCUAUCAGAAGUGAGAGCAUCUAGGAUAGAAAGGGAUCUGCAAGAUGACUACUACCACGACGACUUCUACCGACUAACCAGCGACUUCGCUAGCAAAUCGCCCCGAGAGAACGCUAGAAAUCUCGCUCCAGAGAUUAACGACGAUUACCUCGAGGAAACGCCCAGAAAACGCGUCAGAAUUCGCGUCCCUGUGGUCAGAAAGAGUGGAAGGCAGCAUAAGCUAACGGUAGUCAGAAGAUUGCGUCCUUUUUCGUCCAAGAUCGAAAAUCCCACCCAGAAUCAAUUGACUAUGGCGAGUCAUACACCGAGGAGGAUCGUGGUGACUAGAGUGAGGUCUUUGGGAUUAGCUAAUACCAUUCACAAUGAUUUGGAAUCUGAUAGUGUAAAACCAGAGAUUGGAAGACAUAAAGUGACUAUUACUAGACGUAGAAAAAUUGCGUCGACUACCGUUUCGCCUGCGAGCAGCGAGAGAAGAGUAAGAAUCACUAGAAAAAAAUUGGUCGCUGUUAGACCGCUGCAACCUACGCCCAGUUUCGCUAUUAUCACGACUGGAUUCUUCACUGCCCCAUCUUCUGAAUACGAUGAAGAGUUCUCCGAGGAGGAUGAAGGUGAAGAAGAGGUGAAUGAAGAUGAUGUUACUUCGACUGCCACGCCUGAGUUAAAGGAACCGCCCGAUGUUAUCGAUAGCAAACCGGACGAGGUUGAGAUUGAAAGUAAGGAGGAUGUUAGUUCAACAGAUAUCCCUGAGUUAAAGGAACCUCCUAAUAUAAUCGAUAAGAAACCAGAUGAGGUUGAGAUUGAAAGUAAGGAGGAUGUUAGUUCGACAGACACGCCUGAGUUAAAGGAACAUCUUAAUAUAAUUGAUAAGAAGCCAGAUGAGAUUGAAACUAAGACCGAGGAGACUGAACCGAAGGUUAUAGAAGAUAGUAGUGUGAGUUCACCUGUUAUUAUCACUGAUAAUUUCUUCCUCCCUGCGUCUGACGAUGAGUAUGAAGAAUACGAAGAUGAAUAUACCGAUACCACGACUGAAAGUGGGAAGAAUGAUUCUGAGAAUGAAGAUAUUCUAACGACAGUUAAAUCUACGAAAAUUGAGGAUGGUUUGGAUAAAGAUGAUACUUCAAGCAUGUCUACAGCUCCUGAUUUGUUAGAGAAAGAGGAACCAACGUCAGAAAAGCCCGAAGAAGUUUCACAUAGUGUCGCUGAUCACGAGAGUACAGAGUCAACUGAUUUGAAAGAAGAAGAGAAAUCUGAGUCUUUGACAACUGAAAAGUCAAUAGAAGAGGGAGAAGAAAUUACUACGACGCAGAUAAGUUUGGAAGAAAAAUCAGAAGAUGUUGGAACGACUGUUUAUCCUGAGAUUAAUGAAAAUGAGAAAGAGGAUGGGGAAGAAGACCGUACAACGACAGAAAUGAUAGAGACUACGACAUUUAUGGAAGAAACGACAGUGAUUAGUGUUCCUGAAGAAGUACAGACAACUACAGUUUCUGAUAAAGAGAUUACAAUAAUUAAUAAAGAAGAAGAACAUACUAGCGCUGAACACCCUUCGCUGCCUAGUGAAUUUAAAUCGGAAUCUGAAAAUUCUUCAAACGAAGAAUCACUCGAAAAAGAUAUUGAAACUCACGUUACAACUAUUUCACCCGAACUUGAAGACAUUUCACUGAAAGACAGUGAAGAUUCCCUGGAGAAAGACACAAAAUCAAAUACCACCAUAAUAGAAAUUGAUCCCAAGGAGUCUAUAUCAAAAGACUCUGAAGAUCCUGUUAACAAAGAGAUCGAACCCCAAGUCACGAUGAUUCAAACCAAACACGAAGACUCUCCCAAAGUCGAAGACAUUCCCAAAAUUGAAGAUAUUCCCAAAAUUGAAAAUGUACCCAAGAAAGACACACAAAUUCCCGAUAGCCACCCUAGUAUAACACUCGACCCAAGUUCAAGACCAGAAACUGAAAGAUCUUUCCCAGACAUAAUAGAUAUCACUACCCUGAACCAGGUUCCAGAAACCACACCAAAACUCGAGGAAAAUGAAGAGAACCUGACAGUGCAGCCCAUACCAUCGAUUACCGAAAUCAUCUCGUCUGCUACGACAAUUUUCUUCGACGAGUACCCCGAUUUCACCAGCGUCCUGCCUUUAGAAACGUCCCAAUCGACAUCGUACGACUCCAGUACCCUUAGCUACUUGGAUAACUCCGAGAUCCCAAGCGUGAUUCCCCUAGGAGUCGAAUAUACGUCGUUGCCAGACUCGAAGAGGACCUCGAUGGUUCUCGAGACGACUUCCAGCAUUGAUUCGGUAACGACGUCGAUCUCGUCACCGACCCCCGAAGAAAUCGAAGCAGGAUUAGCCGACGAUCUUUAUUUGUCCCUGUCGAGGCCAGAUUUCCCUGAGAUACUGCCAUCGAAACCGGUUCACGUGGAGCACGAGACCAAGUCCGAAACACCAGACUUAGAACCGAGCACGAGCGUUUAUUAUACAGAGACAGUGGUGACAUCGACGAGACUGAGGACGUAUACAUACGUAGUGACGCAACUGAAUGGACUGGAGACGAAAGUGACGUCCUCGACGACGGUCCGACCGAGAGUGACGACGCUUACAUUGACGGUGCCCGUCACGGUGACUGUCACUCCUACCGUGGAGUCGUCAGCGCACGCCGUUUCGUCUGUGUAUAGCCCGGUGCCCGCUGUUGGAGAGCACGAAGGAAAAGAUGAAGAAGGGCGAAGGUUAAACCUAGCCACGCGUGUCAUGUCAAACGGAGUCGAAGUGAUCGUUGCUGGACCAACGCCAGCGUUACGAUGGGAGAACUCGGUGCCACAGCCUACGCUGACAUUGUCCGAUGCUGUCGUCAUGAUGCUUCCACAAGAUAAACCCAAUGAAUUUGUCACUAAGACAUGUACCACCACCUUCACGUACCUUACUACCAUUACGAAAGACGGGACAACUAUCGUUUCGACGGAGCAGCAGGUGAUAGCGAAUACAGCGACCGAAGAACGUCACAGGAAGCCGGGAUCUGAAACCGCCGCGGUAACAUUAGAAGCAUCCCCAACAUUACGCACAGAAGUCUUCAAAACCACUUAUACCUAUUUAACAUUAAACACCGAUCAUUCUAAUAUAAAUGACGCGUUGGAAAGCAGCACGAAAGUAAUCACAAACACGGUCACUGCACCGCAACAUUAUUUAGACAUGAUCCUUGAACCAUCAGAAGCGCCUCGACCGGAAACGAACACGUAUCUCAGCACCAGGAUGCUGGAAAAGACUUUCAUGGAAGAUGGACGUACCAGAAUAGAAACCACCAGCGAUACAAUUACUCAGCUCAUAGUAACAGAAUCUGCACCGCCUCCUCGUCCAACCAGCGUCACGACCACGUUAACGGCGCUAGACAGUACAGAGGAAAACAUGACAGACCUCAUGAAAACAUACUACAUUACCUACACUUAUUAUAAUACCUUCCUGGAGAAAGGUAGCACCGUGGUCCGUACGAACGUAGCGACAUCAACUGACGUUGUGUUGGAGAAAGCACCUGCUAAGAAGACCACGAAGACAGCCACGGUGAAUCCUACUCCAGAACCUAUUCAAAUUUUUGCGACGAAGACGUAUCUGACCACGUUUACAUACUUCACAACUUUGCUUCAGGCUGGACCAGAUGGAGAAACUUCAACAACAGUGUCUUCGAGAUCGCACAUCGUAGAGAACGUAGUGACAGAAUCGAUAGCACCGAGUUUGCUAGACGCUGGCUAUAUGAACGCUUUGUUAACAACUGCUCAUCAUUCAGAUCCGGUGAAAAACGUGGUCACUGGAUCAACAAUCAUAUUUUUUGACGAAGAAGACCAGAUCGAUCCUACUUCGAGCACUGGCUUCCAGGAAGCGACCUCCUCGGUGGAGAUCCAGAACAAUGAAUCGAUUUCCGCCAGCUUCAUAUCUACUGAAUCUUCUCCAGCUGCCAAUGAGCCAAGUUUGAAGCCAGUUGAACAGAUUAAUCAAGAGAACAACGUAACAGUUUCUGCAGAGUCUGGACAGAACAAAAAGCCUGCGAGUCAGAACACGAGUGAUCUUCAAGUGAGCAAUCUUCUAAGCCUAGGGUCUUUGGGAAUCAAUAGUUUGUCGGCUCUAGGACCAGUGAUUACGGCGAUGGCUGGUUUACUACAAGGAAAAACAACAGCUACGCGAAGAAACGAUUCGAUGCCACAGGUGGAGACACAGGAAGUGACCACGCAAAGAUCCCCCAUUUAUAUACCAGUCGCUGAGUUCGCUGAUGGAGACAUCGAAGCGGCUGAGAGUCAAAAUAUAGGUACACAUCUAGCGAACCUUAACCACAAUUACAUCGCUGAAAUCCGUCACAAAGUUGCAUCCAGCCUGGCAGAUGGAAUUCCAAUUUCCCCGGGCGAAGUAAUCACUGCGAACAGCGACGUAAUCAUAGGAAAACCAGGGAAAAUGGCACCCAGACCACCUCAAACGUUCUUAGAGGACGAAGAACACAUUGGAAUGAAACCGCCGCCGUUACCAGUCCCCAACAUUCCAGUUCAUCCAGUUCUCGAAGUCGUGGAGAACGAUCGAGACGAUGCUCAGUCUCAGCAGAUUCUUCAAGCUCACAAAGGUCCACAAAUACAGAUAUAUCCUGCGCAUCAGAUUUACGAAGAACAUUUGAAAAUUCCGGUUUCCAUACCUAUCGAUGCGAAUCCUACAUUGAUAUCGAAACAACCUCAGAAGCUACUUCCAGUUCAAGCGUCUCCGCCAAAGAGAAUAGGUUCUAAGCAAGAUGUACUGGAAAAUGAUCCUUUGUUAAAGCCACCUGAUAGACCUAACGUGGAACAGUAUGCAAAUCCAAAUUCAAAUCCUAAGGAGCCGGAAUGGAGUCCUGAGAAAUCUAGGCGACCGUGGAGUGCUAAGGAUCCUUUAAAGCUCCUUCCAUUACAUCCACAAUUUGAUCAGAAAAUCGACUCAGGAAUAUCUCCAAUAGAGAAACCUUGGCCCACUGUUCCAUCUGAAGAUCAGAAACGAUUACCGUGGGCUCAGAAAGAUCCUUUGCUCCCUGAUGCUCCUGUUGUCAUUCAAUCUUCGGAAUCCAAACCGACACCAGCGGAACCUAUAGUUCAUCAAGUACCACACGUCAUCGACAGAUCAACGGGACAACCUUUAUUAGUAAAUAUUCAACCCAGUCAGGUUGCUAACGUGGUAAUUCCUCAAGGUGGUACUCAGGCACUGAUAUUCGGUGACACCAGCGAGCCACACAUCAGUGGACAAUAUUUCGACGAUCCAUCUCCAUAUCCUGAAUCAGAAGUUGGUUUGGGAUUUGUUGGAAUCCAAAGAGUAGAGGACCUGCCUCAAUAUUCCAAUGGAAAGGACCCAGCAGAUUAUAUGGUUCCGCCAUCGCCACUUCACAGUUUCAAGGGGUUACCAGAAAAACACCCUUCCAAUCGUCCAGCAACCAUCCCCUUAUCGCCAGGUCGUUUCGAUUAUGAAAGACCACAAGACAAAUUAGAAGCUCCUUUAAACAGACCAGAAAAGAUGCCAUCAGACGUACAUUUGAUUAAACAUCCUGACCAUUCUGGUGUCCUCGGCGGCCAAGGACACGUACACACUGAAAUUCUGGUCCAUCACAGACCAGAAACUAUAAACGUUCGCCCACAAAGCGUUCCUUAUCCUCCUAUUCAUCCUCACAUGCACUCCAACAAUCAUAUACCGUCACGCGGACAAUUUCCAAAAAUUCCAAAACCUGUAGAAUCCGGAACUCCACCCAGAAGGACAGAAAUGUCGAGUUCAUCGGACAAUUCCCAUCGAUAUAUCUUAUUGCCUAAGCCAGACUCGGGAAACGAGAUCGUCUUGAAUUCCAAUUGGAAGGCGGACAAGAAACCACCGCGAAUUCUGAUGAAUAACAGGUUGAGACCACGUCCACCGUUGAGAUCGACGACUAGUCGUCCUUUGGAUAGGCCGAUUUACCCGGAAAGGCCGGGUAUUAGGAAACCAGUUUACAGCGGACCUCAGAGGCCUCCGACAAAGACACAGAAUACAUUUGUGCUUCCUCACCGGCCAGUCAGUAAUCCUCAAAUUUACCAUGAACCACCGAGGAUGACCACUCCGACGCCUGGAGAUGCGGUGAAGGACGUGGCAACUGAGAGACAGCCUUCGUUCGGAUCUCGUCCUCACAUUGAUCUUCAAGACAGACCGCCUCACUUUUAUCCUGAGAAGAGGCCAUCAAACAUAGAACAACUGAGACCUCAAACUGAAAGGACACAAGAACACGUGCCCACGGGAGCAGUAGAAUAUCACAAUCCUUCGAAUCCUAAAAUAAAGCAAGAUAACAGACCAGUUACAACAAAUACGCAAGUUCAAAACUUCGAUCAGGCUCCACCUAAUCAAGAUAAUAAAGCAGCAGAAAUCUGGCAUAGCGGUACGCAAACAGAGAAGACGUUAGAUUCAGAAAUCGGUGCCUCAGAACCAAUAAACUAUCACAAUCGAGUCAAGGAGAUUCAAAAAUACAAUGAAACCGAAAAAGGCACGUCUUUCGUUAAUCAACAUAACAAUGUAACAUCCAAUAUAAAAAAUUCCUACGGAAAUGUAGCCUCUGGUAAUACAGUGAUUGAAAAACCAGCUGGAGAAAUUGAUUUCCAACAAGAUCAGAAAGAAAAACCAUUUUGGAUAAAUCCGGGCUCUCCAUUUUCUCAUAAAAAUGAAAUGAAUACACAAUCUCAAAUACCAUAUGGCCCUAAUUAUUACAAUACUAAGCUUCAUGAAACACCAGUAGUUCAAGGAAAACCGUUUGGCGUAUACAGUGGCCACGAAGAAUCGAAUUAUGGUUACAAAUGGAAAGAGAACAAGCCUGAAUACGACAUAGUACAAGGUGUACCAUCGACAUAUUAUGGAAGCAAAAUAUCUCCAAUCAGCCACAAGAAUCAAAAUCAGAACGAACAGACAUCGACUCUACCAAGUCGUGAACACGACGAUACCAUAGAUUUAAAACCACCAGCGAUCAUUCCUCAAUUUGUCCCUGAAUCAAAUAAACCUAAGAGACCAUAUCCUCGACCAUCUAUAAUUAACAAAGUGGAAACCAGGCCUGUACUAUAUCCUGGACCAGAAAUUGUAAGUCAAACUUCAGAAGCUAGACCGGAUCAAGUGAAACAAUCCAACGAAGGCAAGCCAGGAAGCCUGGAACCAUUUGUAAAUAAUAGUUUGAGUCAUGCAGGUAACUUGAAUCAGAGUCACUUCCAGUUAGGAGGUUUCAUGGAUCUUAAUUGGGAUGGGGGAAUGAAGAUUAGAGACCAAAGACCUGAUAAACAGGAGAUUCUAAUUAACAAGGGUGAAAUUAUGAAGAAUCAUUUUAGAAACAGUUCUAUUUCUCAGAAAAUAGAAGAUCAGUAUCCUCAGACGAGCACUGAGAGCGUUAAAGUAAGUUUGGAAAAGACUCGUCCUGUGGUGAAUCAACAGGAGUAUUCAGGAACCAGAAUUCAUCCUGAGUAUCCUCAUAUUAUCACCAAGCCUAAGCCUCAAGUACCUGGACCAAUUACUAUCUCAACAGCUAACAAAGUUGAAACUAGGCCCAAUAUUAGGUUCUCCAUGCCUGUGGAGGCUAUGGGCGAAGAAGUUGAUAGCAAAACGCAAACUGAGCGACCACCAAGUAUGUUAAUCACGAGUAGUUCUAACGAUAAGAAGAAGAACGUGGAAAAGGUAGAUGGUUCUUAUCAGACGAAUUUCGCGGCUUCAGAUGCGAAUAAGGAUGAUUCUAUGAAUCAUGAGAGCAAAAUUAGAGUUAGACCUAUUGAGACGUCUACUGGGGAUAUGUUGAGUAGUAUGGAAGGAAUGAGCGUGCCUUCUAGGGACAUGAUGCCUCCGCCAUUAAGACCUGUUAUUGGGUUGAAUCAAUCGAAUAAGAAUGAAGAAGAGGAUUUGAAACCACCACCUAUAACUUCGAGGGAUGUAGUUGGAUUAUCACCUCCACCAGUUGAUAUUACGACGACCAGUGGUCCCACGGAAGAUAGAUUCCCGUUUGCAAAUGUCAACGAAUCUGGGUUGAAACCUCCGCCUAAAUAUAUUCCACUGAAGGAGUCUUCUGUUGCACCUUUACCUAGCGUUAGCAUGGUGCCUCCUAGUCCAAGACCUUCUCUUGCUAGGCCUUUCAUAGUGGAAUUGCUGUCUCAGGAUAUGGUACCUCCACCACCAGUAACUCAAACUACCAAACCACUUGAAAUUGCCACGGUGAGGCCAGCGGUGGCGGUGUCUGGAUCGAUUCAAAUCGCGACAGCCGUCGCAACAUCCCACAUACCAGUGGUUCAGGAUAUCGAAUCGAAGAUACCGAUCAUACACGGCACUGUCGAUCUCCCAGUGGUGGUAGACGUGCCUGAGAUUCUUAGGCCAGUGGAAACCAGGAUGACGGAGCACGUUAGCAUUUAUACCGUGCGACCAUUUGACACGAGACCAGUAUCUAGAAUAUCGGUACAACCAACACCAAUGCUAACGACGAACCUGGUAAUCCCAACGAAGCUAAGACCAUUGCAAGUAGACCAUAUACAACCAAGCCGAUCCUCGACAACCAGAGACGUGGAACCAACUCGAUCUCAUAACUUUGAUAUUCCUCGAAACCCUGUAAAACGUCCGGAGCAUCCAGUAUUUUUGGAAUCCAGUCACGAUAAUGUUCUACCAUCGACAAAGGUAGAAGCUACGGAAAGUUUGACUCACCACGUGGUCAGCACGAGUCAGAAGAAAGAGUCACGACCUACAAUGACGAAAAACGAAGCUUCAAAGGUGGUCGUUUCGUCGGCGACAGAACGCAAACGAAAGAACGAAACCACAUCGAAGGAAUUGCCUAGUGUUGUGACCAGGGUUGACAGUUCGAUAACGAAGGUAACGAGUACGUUGUCCGGAAAUAUUGACAGGAGAAAUGAGUCGGUGAUCAAGAUGACGAAGGAUGUUAGCAACGUGACACGCGAGGCUGCUAAUAGGACAACGACGACCACGCGUAUGAAGCCUAAAGAGGUGACACGAUUCCAGACGUCAACAGUAACGAGGACGGAAACAUCUGUAUUGGGUUCACCGCCUACAACUCGAACAUUACUGCUCACCCACACAUUGACAUCGACCACUGUGGAAACAGUAACGGAAACAUUAUUGCGUCCAACCAGUGUAAUAUCCACGGUCACAUCAACGAUCUUGCAAUCGGUAGUAACUAGAAUACCAUCAUCCUAUGAAAACGUAGUCGACAAUGAUUCCAUCUUUGUGGUGAUGAGCGAUCAGAAGCCACCGGCACCUGGUGCUGAAGAGGUUGAGGCUGAAUACGGUGAUAUUUCGAGAGACGAACAAGAUCCAACUGGAAACGAAGUUCAUAGAGUUCUGGCUGGUGGAGUUCUUGGAGCACCCGUGGUAUCGCUUCAACCUAUUGUCAAUCAGUGUACACCAGAAUGUAGAGCGUCUAGGUCUGAAAUAUGCGCGGAAGUUGGAGGUGAAAUGCGAUGCGUUUGCCGUCCGGGCUUCGCUAGAAUGUUCCCUGAUCGACCUUGCAAACCCACUUACACUUACACGUUACGAGUUGGCUUGGACCGUAUUGGACACGAACCAGUAAUAUACGAAGCCGGCAUGAACGAUUCGACGUCGACAGCUUUCAGAAAACUGUUAGGUCCUACUAAAGACGCCCUAGAUAGAACUCUGAUGCAGAGUGAUCUCAGAGAUGUCUACAGAGGAUUGAAAAUAGCUGGUUUCUCGCCUGACCCAACGAAAGUGGAGUUUCACGUUCAGCUCAGCGACAACGCUAAUGAAACGAGACUAAAAGAAGUUCUUCGAAAGUAUCUUAUUGGUAGCAAUUAUAGCUUAGGAGGCACUGAGGUUUAUGCCUUGAAAAAUCUUGACGUCAUUGAGGCAAUUGAUUUCGACGAAUGCGCGACAGAAGAAGGAGGACCACAUCACGAUUGCUCGCCAAACGCAGCCUGUUUCAAUCUACGAGGUUCUUAUCAGUGUUCUUGUAAAGAGGGUUGGGCAGAUUUGUCUGAAAACCCCGCGUAUCCUGGAAGAUUCUGCUCUCAAGCGCCCUUAGGUUGCCCUAGUUGUAACAACAAAGGACACUGCGUUACGAACACCAAUGGUCAAGAGGUUUGCGAGUGCUUCCCCUGGCACAGUGGUCAGCGGUGUCAAGUUAAUCUGAAAGUGCUCCUGAUAGCUCUUGUUACAACGGGUGCAAUAUUACUGGGCCUUCUGGCGGUUUGUGUCGGUAUGGCAUGUUUCCGUCAGCCGAGUCGGAAACGAAGAACUGGCGACAGAAGGGCUAUGAUUCCUGGAACGGGCGGGGACACCAGUAGCGAGGGUAGUGUGACAGACUUAGCUAUUCCACACCACGUGCCGCACGUUCUCCCACCACCCCCACAGAUGAUCGCACCCUUGCCACCGACAAAGAGGCCUGCUCGAAAGAUCAGUACUAAACCCAGGCAUCCACCAAGAAAAGCUACCAUGGUACCUGCAUCAGUGACAAUGAACGACGAACAACGAGAUCGUUCGUUGACAGUGAUGAUCCCGCGCGCCAAAUAUCGAUCAGCACCCCAGUCUCCGCAGAAUUACAAAUCCGGUAUGAGCACGUUCUCGACAGAAGAGCACAAGCUGCUCAAUUACCUUGAAAGCGGCACGCAUAACACCGGAAACAGGAAGCAGAGCGUAUCCAGCGCGAAAGAUUGCAAGGAUUCUGAUGUGCAGAUCGUCAGAACGCCGGCUGCACCGAGUGGCGCCCUUGUUAGCGCUGGUUUUCAGGUAUCCGCAACGGUAACUCGACAAAUGGACGCAGACUCGACGUUAGCUCGCUCCUGUGGCGAGACCACGGUUGAAACAGCGACGAAAGUGCUGCGAACCGGGGAUCUCCAGGGCGAUCUGUGCUCGACGUUGGCGCGUUCCUGUGGCGAGACGACCAUCCAAGCACCGACGAAGCUGUUGAGGCUUGAUUUAGGCGAGGCUGGCUCGACUCUCGCCAGAUCUUGCGGUGAAACGACGAUCCAACCGCCUACGAAAGUCGCCGAUGCCAGAAGAAACAGCGUUAAGGACGCCAGAGACAACAGAGACACUAGAGACAGUGCCAGCGAGGGGCACACAAUGGCCGAGAGGGAUCUGGGAAGCACGCUGAGACUUCCGGCGCAGCAUCCGCCUCUUUAUAGCCCGGACAAGACCAGCGAUCGAGAAUCGAACUUCGACUCCCUCUAGACACCGAAGAUCGUACAAGUAAUAAAGGAAAUCCGGUCGACGGGAGGUUGUGGAUGUGACCGCUGGACGGUAGCCUCCACAAGUUCGCGAAUCGAACAGAUAAAACAUGAAACAAAUUUCUUCAACGAUGCAACUAUGUCGAAAAACGUCGAAGCUUAAGUACGUUAAAACAAAGGUCGAAAUCGAACAAGUUAUUUUAAUUUAAUCGAUGCAAACAAAUUAGAAACAUAUUUUUAAUCCUUUUGUUCGGAAGCUUUAAUCGUCUAUUUUAUUAAAUUAAUACGAUAUUUAUUGAAGGGGAAGCGUCUCAAAAAAGCACAUAUAAAUAUAUUUAUAUUGUUAACAAUAAAAUAACGAUCUUAGCGAUAAACCAAAGUGAUUAAAAAGAAAUUUGAUCAAGAAGAAGACAAAUUUAUAAGCAACGCUUUCCUCUAUUUAUUUAUCUAUUCGUUCAAAGAUUUUAGAUACGUAGAAACGUUUCAGAAGGCGCUCUCUUUGCCGUCGGCGGGAUUUGAGAAAAAGAUAUCAAGUUCGAUCAAACGCGAACGUAGCUUUGUCAGAUUCAAAGAGACGCGCUGGUUACUCAUUCCCGUGCCAAAAUACAACCAAUGAUUGGGAAGGGUCGCGAGGGAAAUUGUCCCUCGCCUUUCCCACUGUCGUUUUCAUUUUUUUUUUAUCCUCGUUUCUUAUACUUUUUCUUUUUUUAACUGGUCGCCGAGUACUCGAUCAUGUCGUUUCGGAAAUUUGAUUAUCGUCGAGAGAUAUCUUCGGUAACCCUAUUUAUUUACUAUCAGUAGAUUGCUGAUUUUUAUACAAUUUAUUGUUAUUUUGCUUUGGAUUUUUGUAAUUUCCCAUAACUGCAUAAACAUCUGCAGUCUAAUUGGCGGUAUAUUCAUAUAUAUUUUUUUACAUGUACUUAUUUGUAUGAAUAAUAUAUGUAAUCUCGUUUAUAAGUCAUUAGAUAUUCGCCAACUUUUGAAUAUGAUGCUCUUUGAAAUAGAUUUAUAGCAAGGUUUUUUAAGUAUAAAAUAAUGUUACUUUUUCUUGCGACGAAUAACGAGAUUAUUUGAAUUAUGAAUACGAAUAAAAAUGAUAUUUCUCGAUGUCAUAAUCGAAUUUUCUAUAAGCGUUUUACAGUCCUCGAUAAACGCUGCACGCGAAUCGACGCGUGACUCAAUACAGUGUCAUAAGUCGUGCGAACGGCGCCGAUCGCCGCGGAGGCGGACAUUAUUAUUAAUUGUUGUUAUUGUUUGUUUGUUUAGUCUAUUUUCUGGCGGGUCCUGUCAUGUUGCCCGGCUUCGUCAGUUUACAAAUUCGUACGUCGGGGCGCGGUAAAUUCAUAGCGAUUCAUACCUUUACAAUAUCCUCGAAAAUUGUAUCAUUUAGAAGCCUCAUUGACUAUGAGUACAGACUGUAUUUAAAAAAAAAAUUCUAUAGAACGUAGCUUGUACGCAGGAACUUGUGACGAUAACAAUCGCAAUUUUACCAAUGAACAUUUCAACAAUUUAAUUAAUCCUUUAAAUGAAAAAGGAAAAUUUUAAUUGUAAAUUCAACCAAUCUGCAAUCUCCUUGAUUGUACUACCUGUUAAUGUCAAUCAUUCCUUACCAAAUGUGCUCGAGAUGUAUCGGACGAAUCAAAAUGGGAUAAAAAAGAAUCAAUGGAAUUUUGAACGCGUGAAAUGUGAAUGAAAUGUUCGUUAAUUAUGUAUUGAUUGUGACGAAGCCGCAGCAACGUCGCUAAACCAGACUCGAGGAAGAGCGAGCAGAACGUGUUGCAUAACGCAGCCGCACGUGCAUUUAACUUGAUUUUUACUUUCUUUAGCUCAAUAGAUAGCGUAAGCGGAUGUAUUAAGCGGAGGACAGGUGUAUCAUUAACGAUAAUACUUUCUAUGUGUCUGACUCCUUCUUUUUUUUUUUAUUUUCUUUCAGUGUCGUAAAACUGCGCGUGUUAACCAAAUGAAAUAAAAUAUACAUACGUCGGUGAUCGUUUCGUAAACGAAGACGAACGAACGAAGCUCGUACCUUGUAUUAUCGCACGAAACUAACUAACUCGUCCUUUUUCUACGUCCAAAAUGAAACUACUCUUUUAUACAUACCACAUGUGUACGCAUAGAUAUUUGAUCUAUAUAUAUAUAAUAUACAUAAUAUAAUAUAAUAUAAUAAUGCAUAUAAAUAUAUUCUGUUGUACAUACCGUCUCAAGAAGAACCUCUUCUACUUAAUGUUAUUGUAAUUUUUGUAUACUUAGAAUCUGUAUACUUCUUUGUAAUUUUAAUAAAAGUGAAUAAUACAAAUGAUCCAUUGAAAGCGUAGAAACUAACAAUGAAUUAUCAAUUAGGAGCAGCACUCGG